ACUAACAGGGACCGGAUCUUUUUGCUGCAAUGGAAACCAUAGAGAUAGAAGCAAAAAAAGGAAAAGCUUAUUUCACUCCAGAGAAGUUUUUAUCUAUUCAAGAGGCUUCUGAUCAUUUAUCUGAUUAUGCGCGGAGGAAUAAUAUCAAACCUAAUACGAUAAAUAUGAUUAAUAAUAUUCAGAAUAUGGACUCUUAUAUGGACUUCUUUAAAAAUACUAGGGAAAGGUUCUGCGUCUCCUCUCUUCAGCACGUGACUACCAAGGUGGGAGCGGAGCAGAUUGUGAUGUCUGAGGGCUUCAAAAGUAGCAAAGGGAACCUCGGGAAGUACACAGAGGGGGUGUUUUUGUCCUGGUGGAGCGCAGUAGCCCCAGAAGGUGACAUCAGCUCAUGGUCAGAUGGUGACAACUUCUCAAAGUCUCCAGCAUUGAAGGAAGAUGCCUCUAGAUAUGGAAAUUUCCGAUUCUCAUUCCCACUGUCAGAGCUCAUUUGUGCCUAUAAAGAGCAGUACUGUGGGGGCGGGGAGCCACAGCUCAGGGUGCUGGGGACAAAGAUGUUCAAGUAUGAGAUAAGCCAUGUGGUUCUUAUACACAGUCCUGGUACUGACCAGUUUGAUGACCUCCAGCCGGUACUACUCUCUGUGCAGCCCGAAAUGUAUCACGUUGAAUAUGACAGCAAAUCAUAUGACAUGAGAUGGGCACCAGAAUCCAAAUUUUCAGGGCAUAAAGAAGAGCCCCAAGGGCUCCUCUACUUUGUGUGGAACCACCUGGAGGUCGCUUUCAAUGUACCUGAAGCCGGUGCCCUGUCCUUCCCCAGACAAGCUCUGCUGGAUCACCUGUCUGCUUGUGAGCCAGGUGAACCUUAUCUACAAAGUCCUGACCCAAAGAUGACCAAAGCAAAGGCAGAUAAAAUUCUGGGAUCUCUAAAGGACAAAUACACUAAAGAGAAACCUGUAAUGCAAAUGCGAGUUCUAGCACCAAUAUCUGAAAACCGUAUGGAAGCCCUAGAGGGAGAGCACAGAGGAAAAAUAACCAAAAAGAUGUAUUAUACAGGGGAGCCCAAGAAGAUAAAGAGGUCUUUAUCAGAAGAAGAGCCCACAGGCAUCUAGCGCAGGAUCAGUGGGCGUGAGGCCCUUCUCUGCUGCCCAGAUACACAGUAGCCACCACGGGCAGAUAUCACCCGGAGGAGAGGAUCAGAAAGUGCUGCAGCCAAGUGUAACCAUCAGAAGAGCCAAUCAGAUCAUCUCCCCACCUAUAAAUAAUUUAUAUUCAUCCAUUUAAAUGGUUUAGUUAAAGGGACAUAAUACUCAUAUGCUAAAUCACUUGAAACUGAUGCAGUAUAACUGUAAAAAGCUGACAGGAAAAUAUCACCUGAGCAUCUCUAUGUAAAAAAGGAAGAUAUUUUACCUCACAAUCUCCUCAGCUCAGCAGAGUAAGUUCUGUGUAAAAAGUUAUACUCAGCUGCUCCCAGCUGCAGGUAAAAAAUAAAUAAAUGAAGAAAUGAACAGCAGCCAAUCAGCAUCAGCAGUGCUGAGGUCAUGAACUCUUACUGUGAUCUCAUGAGAUUUGACUUAACUCUCAUGAGAUUUCAUCGUAAGCUUCCUUUACCUGAUUGGUGAAAUAAUGAGAGUGCACGAAGCUCAUCCUUUCAGUUGUCCCGGGACAGACACACUAAAAUGCUGCUUAGAAAUCCUUUACAAUGGGAGGUGGCUACUGAGGAACUUUUGAGGUAAAAUAUCUUUCUUUUUUACAUAGAGAUGUUCAGGUGAUAUUUUCUAAUCAGCUUUUUACAGCUAUGCUGCAUCACUUUCAAAUGUUUAAACAUUUGGGUAUUAUGGCCCUUUAAGUAUUUAUACUUAAAGGGACAUGAAACCCGAAAUUUUUCUUUUAAUAUUCAGAGAGAACAAGCAAUUUUAAACAACUUUCGAAUUGACUUCUAUUAUCUAAUUUGCUUUGUUCUCUAGCUAUCUUUUGUUAAGAAUACCUAGGUAGGCUCGUGAGCAGCAAAGCAAUACUGGGAACUAGUCUGGAGCAAUAGAAUGUUUUUACUCUUGCUGCCAUCUAGUGCUCAAUAUCAUUCUUUUAAAACUAUCUUCAAAUAGUUAUUUAGAUACAAGCAUGACACUUACCUAGAUAUGCUCUUCAGCAAAGAAUACCAUGAGAAAGAAGUCAGUCUGAUAACAGAAAUACUUUAAAAAAAAAAUGUAUGGUCUGUCUGAAGAAAACAUUUUGGAUUCAUGUCUCUUUAAUAGUGAAAUAUAUAUUGGGGUCUAUUCCAGUCCAUAAGAGCUCUGUGAUGUGCCUUAGUAUACAAAUCACAAGUUAAUACUAUAAAAUGUAUACACAAGUAAAGAAUGAUCAUAUAUGAUUGUAAUGUGAUUAGAAAUGUAAUAUUAAUGAUAAGAUGUUCUAAUAAAUUUGACAUUUUGAUUAAACAUGAAUUGAUAUUACUGUUAAAGGGAAAAGCCUGCAUUAAACACAUUGCACAAUGCUGAA
Messenger RNA from Bombina bombina (fire-bellied toad), 2493 nucleotides. RefSeq lists its product as uncharacterized. The record is from RefSeq and is a predicted model, not a curated record. The transcript is spliced from 3 exons. Bases 30 to 1106 code for a protein of 358 amino acids. Lineage: Eukaryota; Metazoa; Chordata; Amphibia; Anura; Bombinatoridae.